CUUAUUUUGGUAAUAAAGAUGUCAGGCGUUACUCGUUUUAAGACUGACCUGAUGUCAGAAAGUGUAUGUCAUUGUUGCGUGUUUGUGAAGAACACUAUAUAGAAAAAAUCACAUAUUGAAGAGUCCCUGAAUAGCUGAUAUUGGACUUUCAUGGGAACACUAUUUUUUUUUUUUUUUUUUUUUUCUAGGUGGUUGAGUAAGUUCUCAUAGCUGAGAUGCUGUUAAAACACAAUCCCGGUGCAAUGGUUUGGGCUCUUGCUUUUUGCGCUUUGCUAGCGUUUGCUCCUGAAGGUAAAGCACAGAAUACCACAGAACAGUGGGGCCGAGAGCAGCAACGCAACAAGACCGCGCUUCCUUUACAGCUUCUCGCCAGACUGCCAGCGCUCCGUGACGUCAUUGUCGAGGAAGGCUCCAGUGCUGUGAUUGCGUGUGAUGUUACAGGACGUCAGGAUGCAGAUAUUAUUUGGUACAACUCCAAGGGUCACGUGCUGGAGGAAGCUGAAUUAGGAGGAAAGUGGCUGGUUUUGGACAGGGGAGUGUUGAACAUCACUGUGGUUGCUUUCGAAGACCGAGGCCGCUACACCUGCAUUGCGCAUAGCUCCUUUGGGAGCUCAAACUACACCAUCACCCUGCGUGUGAUCUCCACUCAUGGCGACAUGGGGCUGUACUACGUGAUCGUGUGCCUGAUCGCCUUCACCAUUGUGAUGGUCCUCAACAUCACCCGUCUGUGCAUGAUCAGCAGCCACCUGCGCAAGACUGAGCAGGCCAUAAACGACUUCUUCCGGACAGAGGGGGCUGAGAAGCUGCAGAAGGCCUUCGAGAUCGCCAAGCGCAUCCCCAUCAUCACCUCGGCCAAAACGUUGGAGCUGGCCAAAGUGACCCAGUACAAGACCAUGGAGUUUGCCCGGCACAUGGAAGACCUGGCACGGAGCAUCCCUCUGCCUCCGCUCAUUCUCAACUGCAGGGCUUUCGUGGAGGAGAUCUUUGAAGCAGUGCGCGUGGAUGACCCGCUGCACCCGCGGCAUGCGGGCAAAGGGGGCCGGGCCAUCGGGGGCUGUCCAGACGGGGUCUUCACCAUUGAGUCAGGAGAGGAUGCUGUCCCCCCUCAGCAGGGUCAGGAAAUUGCAGUGCAGGCAUCCGUCCAUCCUGCAUCGCACUGCCAGCGAGACAUGGACACGGUUUCCAGCAGCAGUUGUCGUUCAGUGCAAGACGGAUCGACCGCUGUCAUGUUGGACCCGAGCGAGCAGAAACAUGUGGUUUAUUAACAUCCCAUACAGCACAGUGCAGCAUUCUUCUCUCCCAUCUGCUCCCAUCUAUAUAUAUAUAUAUAUAUAUAUAUAUAUAUAUAUAUAUAUAUAUAUAUAUAUAUAUGCAGUAAAGUGUAAACUGGUCCAUUCUCCACUCACUUGGCAAGCAGAUCCAGCCAUUAGGUUUGCUGUGCUGCAAGCAGUUAAAAAGAUAGAUAAAGAUAGGAAACGCACACAAUUAAUCAGAGAUGUGUAUGUUUCUAGUUUCUGUAUCUGUUUAUUAAUUCUUACUGUUGGUGCUAAAGUAAAUAUAUAAUUUUUUUCUCCAAGAUAAUGACAUGCAAUACCCAUUAGGUGGUGCUGUUGUACACAUCUUAUGGUGUAGAGACUAUGCAUUUUAGUACUACCAGCAGUUACAACUAAUAAAAGAUCUGAGAGGAAAUGAAAGUCAUUCUCAGAAAUGAAUAUCUGGAAUGGGUUUUCCAGUAAUGAAACCAUGCAAACGGUGCUCACUGUUUACAUUGCUCUCCGUGUCUGUAGAACUUGUCAGCUGGUAGUCUACCGUGAACAAGAUGGCAAACUAAGACGUGCUGGAAUGCAUCCUUGAAUGGUGCAGUAGCAAGGGAGAGCUGUAUUUCCAGUAGUAUUUAGGCUGUUAUUGAAGACUUUACCCUGCCUUUCGGAAGCACUUCCAGAAGAAGGCUUUCUUGAGCAAACUGGACACCUCUUAAACGAAGUGAUCUGACUGCCCUUCUGUCGUCCUGGCUGAUUAAAAGGCUGGCAUGGCGCAGUGCUAAGCUGACAUCUUUUUUUAUUUGACCAGCUGUGAUGGAGUGUGUGUGCUUUUAUUUCUCCAGAUGGUGGUUUUAGUUCCUUUCGCAAAGCCUGUGAUGAAGUUGCAGCAGCGAAAUCCUCGAACGUUACAUGAAGCAUUCUGCUCGGGUUUUGGAGUUGGCUCUUGAGCAAAGACGCAGCUGUGCAGUGGGAUCACCUUUACUGUGUAAACGCUAUUUUGGGGUAUUUCACUGGGCUUUGUUCCAAUCGUAAUCUAAAUUGUUUAAUUGAACUGAUUUAAACCUCCAUCCAGACCCUGAAGUUGUUCGUUAAACCUGCAGUGGAAGGGCCCUGCAGGACCAGGAUUGGACACCCUUGUAGGUUUUGAUGAUAGGAAUUGCAAUAGAAUUUUUUUUUAAAUUUUUUUAUCCCUUAUAGAACGUCACAAUUUCCAUAAAUGUCAGGGAGGUGUAGACAUCAGUACAGAUCCUGUGCCUCUUCUAAACUCCAUUGAAUAGCUGUAAAAAAUUGCGAGUCAUUUUAAUAAGCAAGCCCUUUUACAGGGAUCGCAAUAAUUGGGCAGCUGUCAGCCGUGCGGAAAGAACAACAAAGAACCGACUUCCUUGUCGGAUAGAACUGCUGCCUGUAUCGGGGACUCUUCUAAUGGGUGUUUUUUUUAAAGACAAAGGUGUGUCAUCCUAUCAAUUGUGUUAUCAUUAAUAUUUCACAACUGUUCAUUCUGGCUGAAACACUUCUGCAAACACGUAUUUGAAAAAGUUCUGUGUUUUUGCUUGAGCUGACAUUCUGAAAAGAAUACACUUGCCAGGUCAGCCCUGAUGUUCCAAGAUGAAGUUGAUGGGUUCGUUAGGAACAGACUGAAGGUUACUAAACUUGUGUAGAGCGAACUACAGCAACUCAGUUGUGAGGUCAUUCCAUUCCAGCAGACUUGCUGACUGUAAAAAAUAAUUUACUGUAUAAUGAAAUACAAGCAUGUUAAUAGGAUGUGAUAAAUACAUUGUGUAAAUGACAGUAACCAUCCUCAAAUAGACAGAUUUGUCUUUUUAAAUACUUUUAAAUCCAGGGAUUUUUCAUACGUUGAUAAGUAUGGUUUUGAUGGUAUUGCUUAUGCACGUUAUUCAGUGUGUCUAGCAGAAUGAUGUAUUGUGUAAUAGCCUAAACCUGCAUCCUUUUGUAUAGUUUUCUUUAUGGCUUUUCAGUAAAUGAAUGGGUUGGGUGUGUGUAUCUUAUGUAGUAUUUCUAUGUGUAGUUUUAUCAGGGAAAAUUUAUUGUUCACUAGUUUUUUUGUGUUAAUAAACUACAUGUUUAACA
Messenger RNA from Polyodon spathula (Mississippi paddlefish), 3350 nucleotides. Its product is annotated as microfibril-associated glycoprotein 3-like. The coding region runs from base 216 to 1265 and encodes 349 amino acids. The transcript has 3 exons. The record is from RefSeq and is a predicted model, not a curated record. NCBI's taxonomy places the organism in Eukaryota, Metazoa, Chordata, Actinopteri, Acipenseriformes, Polyodontidae.